CCUUGUAUCGGGAGCGCGCCGAGCCCGGCCGGGGCUGGCCAAACUGAAACCCUGCUCGGUGCACACGCUCAUACACUCGCAGGUCGCGGCGAGGCAGAGACAAGAAGAAGCGCUCGGACUUCCAAAGCACUCGGCGACGAAAAACGUCGGCGCCUGCAGCAGCUUCCCCUCCUUUUGGACUAUCCCGGUUUCAUUGUUGAAAUACGUAUACAUAUAUAGGAGAGGGUCGGACUGACGGUGCACCAUGUCGGGCAACAGGGAGGAGGAGAGGAGGAAACUGGCCGACAUCAUCAACCACUGGAACGCCAACCGGCUCGACCUGUUCGAGAUCAGCCGGCCCACAGAGGACCUCGAGUUCCAUGGUGUGAUGCGCUUCUAUUUUCAAGACCGCAUGGCCGGCAACUUUGCCACCAAGUGCAUCCGCGUGUCCAGCACUGCGACCACUCAGGACGUCAUCGAGACACUGGCAGAGAAGUUCCGACCUGACAUGAGGAUGCUGUCAUCGCCGCGCUACUCCCUAUACGAGGUCCACGUCAGCGGCGAAGAGCGCCAGCUGGACCUGGAUGAGAAGCCGCUGGUCGUUCAGCUCAACUGGAAUAAAGACGACAGAGAAGGACGAUUCGUUCUCAAAAACGAGAACGACAUCCUGCCCAAGAAAAGUCAGAGCAACGGACCUGAGAAAGAGAAGGAUGGCGUGAUCCAGAACUUCAAAAGGACACUGUCUAAGAAAGAGAAGAAAAAGGAGAAGAAGCGGGAGAAGGAGUUCACACGGAUAACGGAUGGUGACGAGCAGAUGCCCAACCGUGAUGAUGGGGAGAACAGUCGUCUGGCCGCAGAGGUGUAUAAGGACAUGCCCGAGACCAGCUUCACUAGGACCAUCUCUAACCCAGAGGUGGUGAUGAAGAGGCGGCGGCAACAGAAACUGGAGAAGCGCAUGCAGGAAUUCAUGAGCAGCGACGGGCGGCCGGACUCUGGGGGGACGUUGCGGAUCUACGCCGACAGCCUUAAGCCCAACAUCCCCUAUAAGACCAUCCUGCUCUCCACCAGAGAUACGGCAGACUUUGCUGUGGUGGAAGCGUUGGAGAAGUAUGGGCUGGAGAAGGAGAACCCCCGAGAAUACUGCAUUGCUCAGCAAGACGACAAGUCCGGGAAGGAGGUGAUCCUAGACGAUGGCGAGUGUCCUCUGCAGAUAUUUAGAGAUUGGCCUGCUGACAGAGGAACAUUGGUGUUCCAGCUCAAGAUGAGACCGCCUGACUAUCAGGUGAGGAAGAUGAGGAAACCAGAUGACAAAGGGAAGGACAACACUGGGUCAUUGCCGCCGGAAAAACUGCCUUACCUAGUGGAGCUGAGUCCGGAUGGAUCCGACUCGCGGGACAAACCCAAGCUGUACCGCCUCCAACGCAGCAUCACAGAGGUGGGCUCAGACUGCACAGAGGACGGAGCCAUUCAGCUUCUGGGCCCGGGUGUGCUCCCUCACCACUGCAACCUGACGCACAGCGAGGGCCUGGUGACUGUGACCCCGCACGGCCCCGAUGCUGACACGUUUGUGGACGGCCAGCGCAUCACCGAGACGGCUGUGCUGCGCUCGGGGGCCACUCUCCAGUUCGGAUCGGCGCAUGUCUUCAAAUUCGUCGACCCACUCUACGACCAGGGUACGAAGAGGGAGCCGGCUGCCAUGAUGCGCACAAGGAACAAAUCUGGCAGUGUUCCCGAAACCACAUUUGAUCUUCAGGGGGACAUCCACAGCGGGCCAGCCAUACCCACCAGCAAGAGCUCAGGGAAGUUGGAGAUGGAGCGUGGGAUGGUGAAGCCGAUGAUCCGAAGCGAGCUGCAGGACAGCCGGACUCAGGACAGCUCGUCUGACCGGCCUGAGUUGACUCUGCCAGCCAGCAUCGAGUUCAGAGAAAAUUCCGAGGACACUUUCCUGUCAGCCAUUAUCAACUACACCAACAGUUCGACGGUGCACUUCAAGCUGUCCCCCACGUAUGUUCUGUACAUGACGUGCCGCUUUGUGCUGUCGCCCACCUACCGGCCCGACAUUUCACCGUCGGAGCGGACGCACAAAGUCAUCGCCAUUGUCAACAAGAUGGUGAGCAUGAUGGAGGGUGUCAUCCAGGAAAGUCCUGAAGGGGAUCAGAAGCAGAAGAACAUAGCUGGCGCGCUGGCCUUUUGGAUGGCUAAUGCUUCGGAGCUGCUUAACUUCAUCAAGCAGGAUCGCGACUUAAGCCGCGUCACACUAGACGCCCAGGAUGUCCUCGCCCACCUCGUCCAGAUGGCCUUCAAGUACCUGGUGCACUGCCUGCAGGCCGAUCUCAACAACUACAUGGCUGCCUUCCUAGAUGACCCAGAAGAACACAAUCCCCAGAGACCCAAGAUCGAGGACGUCCUGCACACGCUGACGGGCGCCAUGUCGCUACUGCGGCGGUGUCGCGUCAACGCGGCGCUGACUAUUCAGCUCUUUUCGCAGCUCUUCCAUUUCAUCAACAUGUGGCUCUUCAACAAACUGGUGACGGAUAGCGAGUCGGGCCUGUGCUGCCACUACUGGGGUGCCAUCCUGCGUCAGCAGCUCAGCCACAUUGAGGCUUGGGCUGAGAAGCAGGGCCUGGAACUGGCCGCUGAUUGCCACCUCAGUCGCAUCGUGCAGGCCACCACCUUUCUGACCAUGGAUAAAUACUCGAUGCAGGACGUCCAGAACAUCCACAGCACUUGCUUCAAGCUCAACUCAUUCCAGCUCCAUGCGCUCAUGACCAACUACCACUGUGCUCCAGAUGAGCCUUACAUUCCGCCCGAGCUGAUCGACCAUGUGGUGGCAGUGGCGGAGAACACUGCGGACGAGCUGGCGCGUAGCGACGGCCGUGAGGUGCAGCUAGAGGAGGACCCCGAUUUGCAACUUCCCUUCUUACUGCCCGAGGACGGAUACUCGUGUGACGUAGUGCGCAGCCUGCCUAAUGGGCUGCAAGAUUUCCUUGACCCGCUGCUGCAGAGAGGCUUUUGCCGGCUGACACCCCACCCUCGUUCGCCCGGAACAUGGACUGUCCAUUUCGAGGGGGCUGAUUGCGAAAGCCACUUCACUGCCGCUGACAACUCCGAAAUGCCAAUGAGGAAGGAGCCGGAGGUGGUGACGGUGACGUUGAAGAAGCACAACGGCAUGGGUCUCAGCAUUGUGGCCGCCAAGGGUGCGGGCCAGGAGAAACUGGGCAUCUACAUCAAGUCCGUGGUCAAAGGAGGGGCCGCCGACAUGGAUGGGCGUCUGGCAGCCGGCGACCAGUUGCUGAGUGUGGACGGCCGCAGCCUGGUGGGUCUGUCGCAAGAGAGGGCAGCCGAGCUGAUGACCAGGACGGGAUCUGUAGUGACCCUGGAGGUGGCCAAGCAGGGAGCCAUUUACCAUGGCCUGGCUACACUCCUCAACCAGCCCAGCCCCAUGAUGCCUCGAGCCUUAGACCGUGGCCGUGAGAAAAACGGUAAAAUGCGUCCAAAGAGUGAAGGCUUCGAGCUGUACAACAGCUCAGUGCAGAACGGCUCCCCAGAAAGUCCGCAGGCCGGGUGGGACUCUUACCCCGAACCAAAGAAGAUUAGCGGGGAGGACCGGCUCCUCAAGAACCGGGCUGACCACCGCUCCAGUCCCAACGUGGCCAAUCAGGGGCAAAGUCCUGCAGGCAAGCCAGUGUAUCCCGCCGGUCCCGGCACCAAGAUCACAUCUGUUUCCACCGGCAACCUGUGCGCUGACGAUGAGCCUUCGCCCCCUCGUCCAGAGGCAUAUCCCAUCCCCACGCAAACCUACGCCAGGGAGUACUUCACCAUUCCAGCAUCCAAGAGCCAGGAUCGCGUGGUGGGUCCGGGGCCAGGAUCCUCGCAGCACUGGCAGGCCAUGGAGGACAGAGAACGGCUUCCCUCGGUGGACAACAUCCAUAACAGCAUCCAGCGGGUCAACCACUCCCAGGAGGACAUGUAUCCUCCACCUGGGGUUCUCAGGCCAGACGAGCAUAUGCAGCAGCACUACCAACAGGAGUACCAACACCAAGAUCUGGACUAUCAGCACAGAGAUAUGGACUACCAGAGGGGACCGCCAGGUGUUGUCGGACCGGACCACUGGGUAACGCAGCAGCAGAUUUCAUCCACGAUGGAGCUGCCCACGUCCAGCCAGGAGCACCUAAAUUUUUCUGCAUCCUCCACGUCGUCGGGCAAGAACCAGAAGACGGGGCCAGGCCGCUGGAAGACACCCAUCGCCCCGCACAAUGCGGCACCGCACUCAGUCCAGCCGUCGUCCCGCUCAGACCUCCCGCCACCCCCUCCGCCGCCCCCAGUCGCCUACCCAGAUGCCUACGAACCAUAUGAGCUGCACGCCGAGAUGCCUCUGCCACCGCCACCCACCGCCGUCAGCUCGGCGACGGCCCAGCAAGCCGCCGACCGCAAAAAGCGGGAAGAGCAGCAACGUUGGUAUGAGAAGGAGAAAGCUCGUCUGGAGGAGGAGAGGGACCGGAAAAGGAGAGAGCAGGAGAGGAAGCUGGGCCAGAUCCGGGCCAACCCUGUCAUGCCCGUCCAGCCUCACAACGGCGGCGGCACCUUGCCGCCCCCUCCACCUCACCACCAACACCAGCCCCCCCAUCCUCCCUCCAUGGGCCCCCCUCAUGCUUACCUACCCUCGCAGCCCCAGCCACCUCCCUCAAGACCCGAAAAGCUGGCCAGCCUGCCUCGCUCGGCCAUGCCUCCUGGCUCCAAUCCUCAAGGUGUGGACACAGUGAUCCGGGACCUCUUGCCCCAGCAGCAGCCCCGCACGAUUGAGCGCCGAGACCUACAGUACAUCACCAUCAGCAAAGAGGAGCUGACGAGCGAUAGCCUCUCGCCCGACCCCUGGAAGAGGGACGCCCGCGAGAAAGCAGAGAAGCAGCAACAGCUCCACAUUGUUGACCUGCUGGACAAGGAGAUCCAGGAGCUCCAGGCCAAGCCAGAGCGCACUGCUGAGGAGAGCGACCGGCUGCGCAAGCUGAUGCUGGAGUGGCAAUUCCAAAAGCGUCUGCAGGAGUCAAAGCAAAGCGACGAGGACGAGGAGGAGGAGGAUGAUGAAGAUGUAGACACCAUGAUGAUCAUGCAGAGGCUGGAGGCAGAGAAGCGAGCAAGGUUGCAGGACGAAGAGCGGCGGCGCAAACAGCAGCUGGAGGAGAUACGCAAGCGUGAAACCGAUGAACGGACCAAACAGGAGGAGGAACGGCGGUGGCGAGAGGAGGAGAGAGCCAAGCGGGAGGCGGCGGAGAAGAGGAGACAGGAGGAGGAGUACUACGCCCGUCUGGAGGCGGAGCGGCGCCGUCAGCACGAGGAAGCUGACCGCAAGCUGCUGUCGCCAGACGAGCCGGCCGGUCUGUAUCGGCCCCCGCUGCCCAAGGACUACCAGACCCCCUCCGCCCUCCCGCACAACCCUACUAACACCCCCCCGCCGCCCCCGCAGAGAAACGCCUCCUACCUCAAAACACAGGUGGCCUCACCUGACACGCUCUACACCGCCAAGUUUGUCGCCUACGCCGGCGACGAGGACGACGACGAGGAGGGCGGCGGCGGCCAGUCAGGUCAGCUCAAGCUGUCGGCCACCCGCAAGUCGUACGGCGACCUCCCGGCCCCGCCCCACCGCGGACGGCCCCAGCCGCCGCCCACUGCACGCAAACCCCGGCCGCUCUCGGACGGCAUCUUCCUGUCUAGCUCCUUCCAGCUGCCCAGUGCCAACAACUCCAACAGUACAGGGCCGCCCCCUCUCCCCACCAAGCCCGGGGUGGGCCCCCCAGGAGGUGGGAAAGGAUUUAACUUGUACACUGGAAACUCAGCAGGAGUUGUAGGAUCUGGAGAGUUCUACAAGGAACCGAGGGACAAAUGGCCCAAGAGUCAGGAGCAGGAGAACAUCCCAAGCGGCGGCAGUGGCGCCCCCCCUGAAAGUCUGACGUUUAAGGAGCGCCAGCGUCUGUUCUCUCAGGGCAAGGAGGUGUCCAACAAGGUGAAGGCGUCGCGCAAGCUCAUGGAGCUGGAAAACGAGCUCAACACCAAGCAGUGAGACGACACGUCACCUUGCACCUUUGCUCGUCUUUGUUUUUAAAUUUUUUUUUUUUUUUUUUUGACUCAUUGGAGCUGUGGACCCUUGCAGUGACUGUUUACCACUUGCCCCCACCCCCCACCACCAGACUUGUAAGAAGCACUGUACAAACGUAAUUCUAUCAGCAUAUUCUAUUUUCUUGUUGGUAAAAUGGUGCUGGAGGAAGGGGCCAGAUGGAUUAUAGAAAUUAAUGCUCUUUUUUUUUUUUAAUACCUUACAAAGAUUUUAAGUGGUUAGCUUUUAUCUUUGGACAACAGAUGUUUUAUUUGACUCAUUGUUUGGAUUUUUUUUAUAAACCCGACACUGUUACUUCAUUCCGCAUCGCAGGCACAGACAACACAAAUUUUGUUGUCGUAUGUCCGAUUUUUUUUUUUUUUUUUUAAGGGGGAGGGAGGUGAUAUUGUAGGACAAGGCAUUCAUCUCCAAGCGCACAACUUCAAUGUAAAUAAUUGUCACUCGCAGUACUGUACAAGCCUAAAAACGUCGCUGGUGUGACCAACAGUCUGAGAUGUUUUCAAUCUGAGGUAACCCUGUUUUAAAUAAAACACUUUUUUUUUUUUUUUUUUUUUUGCUGGUGUGAGAAAAUGGACAAGUGAGACAUUCAUUUUUAAAAACAAAAAAAAAAUUGUUUGCUCUUAUGCGCAAUGAUAUGCCCGUAAAAGGGCAAAGGAACAUCAUUUUCAGUGCUUUCACAGCCGAUGUUGUUCACAGUUGACUUGUUCCUCCCAGUUUGGAUUUACAUAUGAACUGAAUCACUUAAAGGUUUUCAUGUUUAGUUUUUUUUUUUUUUUUGUAAAUCAUUAAUAAAUACAAAUGUUUCAAUAAGC
Syngnathoides biaculeatus (alligator pipefish) is the source of this 6903-nucleotide messenger RNA. RefSeq names its product afadin, adherens junction formation factor a (gene afdna). Gene Ontology annotation, molecular function: cell adhesion molecule binding. The coding region runs from base 245 to 6037 and encodes 1930 amino acids. The record is from RefSeq and is a predicted model, not a curated record. The transcript is spliced from 36 exons. Gene Ontology annotation, cellular component: adherens junction. Lineage: Eukaryota; Metazoa; Chordata; Actinopteri; Syngnathiformes; Syngnathidae. Gene Ontology annotation, biological process: regulation of protein localization; signal transduction.